UUCCAUACGCUGUAUUUCUUUCGAUAAAGUUGGUUCUAUCCGGUUAAACAGCCGAUGCGAGUUUUCUUAAAUAAUCAUUAAAGGAUAUAUAUUUUAUGUAAACGCAUAAUAUAUAUAUAUAUAUAUAUAUCAUUAUAAAAUAUACGAUUUUCUUUUAAUCGUAUCAAAGAGUGAAACGUAUCAUAUGUUUCUUGCAACGAUUUUCAUGUUGCACGUAAGAAUUUAUCGUUUAUAACCUAACAAAUUGUAAUAAGCCGUAUUAGAAAAUUUUUUAAAGGAAUACGUAUUAAUUACGAAAGGAAUAAUAUUAUUUAUAAAUAAAAAGGACAUGAUGAUUUAUGUGAACAAGUGUGACGAUAAAUCUUAAAUGAUUUGAUAUAUUUUUUUUAUCUUUUCACGUAAGCAUAUUAUUGACGAUAAAAUUAUAUCAAGUCGUUUAUAUUUUACAUUAAAGAAUGUAGCAUUGUAAUGAUAUAUAGGAUUACCUAUUGAAAUACGAAAUAUUAUAUUCGAAUUUCGUUCGAAUUUAUUUUAUAUUAUUGUUUUCGUCGAGAAAGGAAUUACGAAGAAAGGGAAAAAAUUUAAUAAAGUGAGAUAUAAUUCGUAAGGGAAAAUUGAAAUGAGUUCUCAACAAAGUCCUGCAGCAUUGCAGUCGAGCGUGGAUCGUGAAAAAGUUUAUACAUGGAUCAUUGAAUUGUCAAAUCCUGAAACCAGAGAAAAUGCACUUUUGGAGCUCAGUAAAAAGCGUGAGGUAGUGCCAGACUUGGCACCAAUGUUAUGGCACUCUUUUGGUACUACUGCAUCUCUCUUGCAAGAGAUAAUAAAUAUUUAUCCUGCCAUUAAUCCAGCAACACUUACCGCAUAUCAAAGCAAUCGUGUAUGUAAUGCACUUGCUUUGUUACAAUGCGUUGCCAGUCAUCCAGAUACCAGAUCGGCCUUUUUACAAGCACACGUACCAUUGUUCCUUUAUCCAUUUUUGCAUACCGUAAGCAAAACAAGACCGUUCGAAUAUCUAAGAUUAACGAGUUUAGGAGUUAUAGGAGCAUUGGUCAAAACGGACGAGCAAGAAGUAAUAACAUUUUUAUUAACGACAGAAAUUAUUCCACUUUGUUUGAGAAUCAUGGAAAGUGGCUCGGAAUUGAGUAAAACCGUGGCAACUUUUAUCCUUCAAAAAAUUUUGUUAGAUGACAGUGGUCUUUCUUAUAUAUGUCAGACUUAUGAUAGGUUUAGUCAUGUUGCUAUGAUAUUAGGAAAAAUGGUAUUGUCCUUGGCAAAAGAUCCAUCAGCAAGAUUAUUAAAACAUGUUGUUAGAUGUUACUUAAGACUCUCCGAUAAUCCAAGAGCCUUAUUAGCACUGAGACAAUGUUUACCGGAUCAAUUAAGAGAUAAUACCUUUGCAACUUGUUUACAAGAGGAUGCAUCUACCAAACAUUGGUUGAAUCAACUUCUUAAGAAUUUAGAAACUGGUCCACAACCAGGUCCUCCUACUCAACCGGGUCAACAAGAUCCUAGGGCUAUUGGAAUGUCACCGCUUACUUCUUAGACCUUAAACUUUUAUUAUUAAAAUAAUGAUUCAUAUUUUUCUAGAGAGAGAGAGAGAGAGAGAGAGAGAGAGAGAGAGAGAGAGAGAGAGAGAAAGAGAGAGAGAGAGCAAGAAAAAAGGAAAAAAGUCAAUCAUACUAUAUAGUAUUAAAGGCUUUCUCGUUUUUAAACAAAAUUGAUUAAUUAUUAUUGAUCAUACGAAAAAGGUAAAAAAUGUUUAUUCUUUUCUUUUUAAUUUGAUUUUUUUUUUACAAUUACGUUUGUGUUUUGAUUUUCUCGUUUUUUCUUUUCCUUUUUGUUUGUUCUACAAAAAGAUUAUUUCUAUAAUGUUAGCCAAUUAUUUCACAGCGAUUGUAGAGAUUAUAAUAUCAAGGUAAAAGAAAAAGAAAAAGAAAAAAAAAAAAAAGAAAAAAAAAGAAAAAAAGAAAAAAAAAAGGAAAAGGACAAUUUUUUGAAUUUUUCUCCGAAUCAUCUUAUGCAAUAAUGUAAAAAUGCGUAUAAUAAUUAUACGUAUAUACAUUGUAUAUGUUUGUAUAUGUAACGUAUAAAAAUUAUCUAUUUGCGGGAUAUAUAAAAUUGCUUGUGAUCAAGUUCUGCGAAUAUUGUAUAGCAAUUAUAUUUUUAACGUCUUCUAAUAUAAUAUAAGAAAACUCAAUCAUCGAAACUUAACUGUAUAUUUUGAAAUAAAGUAUGUACAGUAUGUGAGAA
Vespa mandarinia (Asian giant hornet) is the source of this 2250-nucleotide messenger RNA. It is a transcript of the gene Rcd-1, whose product is annotated as Required for cell differentiation 1. Gene Ontology annotation, cellular component: CCR4-NOT complex. NCBI's taxonomy places the organism in Eukaryota, Metazoa, Arthropoda, Insecta, Hymenoptera, Vespidae. Gene Ontology annotation, biological process: mRNA catabolic process. The record is from RefSeq and is a predicted model, not a curated record.